Messenger RNA from Gopherus evgoodei (Goodes thornscrub tortoise), 3924 nucleotides. It is a transcript of the gene UPF2, whose product is annotated as UPF2 regulator of nonsense mediated mRNA decay. Gene Ontology annotation, biological process: nuclear-transcribed mRNA catabolic process, nonsense-mediated decay. The record is from RefSeq and is a predicted model, not a curated record. Lineage: Eukaryota; Metazoa; Chordata; Testudines; Testudinidae. Gene Ontology annotation, cellular component: exon-exon junction complex; cytoplasm. Gene Ontology annotation, molecular function: protein binding; RNA binding.
CGAGGGGCAGGCCGGGGUCCUCUGCGGGCAAGGGGAGGGGGCAGAAGCUGGUGGUGGAGUAGGGGCUAGCGGAGUCCGAGCCGAUGUUUACACCGGGCAGAGAUUUGCCCGGGUAACAUAAUGCCAGCUGAGCGCAAAAAGUCAGCCAGUAUGGAAGAAAAAGAAUCUUCAUUAAAUAACAAAGAGAGAGACUUCAGUGAAAGGCGAUCAGUUAGCAGCAGAGAGAAACCAAAGGAGGAUUUGAAGGUUGGCCUGAAGAGAGAGACUCUCAAGACACCUGAAGAUAAAAAGAAAAAACUGGAGGAGGAUAAACGGAAAAAAGAAGACAAGGAGCGAAAGAAAAAAGAAGAGGACAAGAUAAAAGCUGAAGAAGAGCAGAAGAGGAAAGAGGAUGAAGAAAAAAAGAAAUUUGAAGAGGAAGAGAAAAAGAAACAAGAGGAAGUAAAACGUCAGCAAGAGGAGGCAGCUGCACAAUUGAAAGAGAAAGAGGAAGCACAUCAACUCCACCAGGAAGCUUGGGAGCGCCAUCAAGCAAGAAAGGAACUCCGCAGCAAGAACCAGAAUGCACCAGAUAACCGCCCUGAGGAGAAUUUCUUUAGCAGGCUGGACUCGAGUCUGAAGAAGAACACUGCUUUUGUUAAGAAGCUAAAAACUAUCACAGAACAACAGAGGGACUCCUUGUCUCAUGAUUUUAAUAGCCUCAAUUUAAGCAAGUACAUUGCAGAAGCUGUAGCUUCUAUUGUUGAAGCAAAGCUGAAAAUAUCAGAUGUGAACUGUGCCGUGCACUUGUGUUCUCUGUUUCACCAGCGCUAUGCUGAUUUUGCUCCAUCACUACUUCAGGUUUGGAAAAAGCAUUUUGAAGCAAGGAAAGAAGAGAAAACUCCCAACAUUACCAAACUAAGAACUGACUUGCGUUUCAUUGCAGAAUUGACAAUAGUUGGGAUUUUCACUGAUAAAGAAGGUCUGUCUUUAAUCUAUGAACAGCUAAAAAACAUUAUUAAUGCUGAUCGAGAGACCCAUGCUCAUGUUUCUGUGGUAAUAAGCUUUUGCCGGCACUGUGGAGAUGAUAUUGCUGGUUUGGUACCAAGGAAGGUUAAAAAUGCUGCAGAGAAGUUUAACUUGAGUUUUCCUCCUAGUGAGAUAAUCAGCCCAGAGAAGCAACAGCCCUUCCAGAAUUUGUUGAAGGAAUACUUUACAUCUUUGACCAAACACCUGAAAAGGGACCACAGAGAGCUACAAAAUAUUGAGAGACAAAACAGGCGUAUUCUGCACUCUAAAGGAGAGUUGAGUGAAGAUCGACACAAGCAAUAUGAAGAAUUUGCAAUGUCCUAUCAGAAGCUGUUGGCAAAUUCUCAGUCUCUGGCUGAUCUGUUGGAUGAAAAUAUGCCGGAUCUUCCCCAAGACAAACCAACACCAGAGGAACAUGGGCCUGGCAUUGACAUUUUUACCCCUGGCAAACCUGGAGAAUAUGACCUGGAAGGGGGCAUCUGGGAAGAUGAAGAUGCUCGAAAUUUCUAUGAGAACCUUAUUGAUCUAAAAGCUUUUGUGCCAGCCAUUUUGUUUAAAGAUAAUGAAAAAUGUUCUCAGAACAAGGACUCCAGCAAGGAUGAAUCCAGAGAUUCAAAAGAUGCCAAGGAUAAUAAGGAUGUUGCUGGUAGUGAGGAUUUGGACUUGGAUAUGGAGAAUUUGGACAUUAAUUAUGAUAACUUGGAGUUAGACUGUGGAGAUGAAGCAGAAGAUCUCGCAAAAAAGCUUCUUGAUGAGCAAGAACAAGAGGAUGAAGAAGCCAGUACUGGGUCUCACUUAAAACUGAUAGUAGAUGCUUUCCUUCAGCAACUCCCAAACUGUGUCAACAGAGAUCUCAUAGACAAGGCAGCAAUGGAUUUUUGCAUGAGUAUGAACACAAAAGCCAAUAGAAGAAAAUUAGUACGAGCUCUCUUCAUAGUUCCUAGACAAAGGUUGGAUUUGCUACCAUUUUAUGCAAGGCUGGUUGCCACAUUGCAUCCCUGUAUGUCUGAUGUAGCAGAGGAUCUUUGUUCCAUGCUGAAAGGCGAUUUCAAAUUUCAUGUGAGAAAAAAGGACCAGAUAAAUAUUGAAACAAAAAAUAAAACUGUGAGAUUUAUUGGAGAGCUUGCCAAGUUUAAGAUGUUCUCCAAAAAUGACACCCUGCAUUGUUUAAAGAUGCUUCUGUCAGACUUUUCUCAUCACCAUAUUGAAAUGGCAUGUACUCUGCUGGAAACAUGUGGAAGAUUCCUAUUUAGAUCACCAGAAUCUCACUUAAGGACAAGCGUUCUUUUGGAACAAAUGAUGAGAAAGAAACAAGCAAUGCAUCUUGAUGCACGGUAUGUCACAAUGGUGGAGAAUGCAUACUACUACUGUAAUCCCCCUCCAGCUGAAAAAACGGUGAGGAAGAAACGCCCACCUCUGCAGGAGUAUAUUCGUAAGCUUCUUUACAAGGAUCUCUCCAAGGUCACCACUGAGAAGGUCCUGAGACAGAUGCGCAAAUUGCCCUGGCAGGAUCCUGAAGUGAAAGAUUAUGUUAUAUGUUGUAUGAUCAACAUCUGGAAUGUGAAAUACAAUAGUAUUCACUGUGUAGCUAACCUCUUAGCAGGGUUGGUGCUUUACCAAGAGGAUGUUGGAAUUCAUGUUGUGGAUGGAGUGCUAGAGGAUAUUCGCCUAGGCAUGGAGGUUAACCAGCCAAAGUUUAAUCAGCGACGGAUCAGCAGUGCCAAGUUCUUGGGAGAACUUUACAAUUACCGAAUGGUAGAGUCAGCUGUAAUAUUUCGAACUCUGUAUUCAUUUACAUCAUUUGGUGUGAACCCUGAUGGUACUGCUAGUCCACUGGACCCUCCAGAACAUCUUUUCCGAAUUAGACUCGUCUGCACCAUCCUUGAUACCUGUGGGCAAUAUUUUGACAGAGGUUCUAGCAAACGGAAGCUUGAUUGCUUCCUUGUCUACUUUCAGAGGUAUGUUUGGUGGAAAAAGAAUUUGGAAGUUUGGACAAAAGACCAUCCAUUUCCUAUUGACAUUGACUAUAUGAUAAGUGAUACACUAGAACUGUUGAGACCAAAGAUAAAACUCUGCAAUUCUCUGGAAGAAUCUGUCAGGCAGGUACAAGACUUGGAACGAGAAUUCUUAAUAAAACUAGGCCUUGUGAAUGACAAAGAUUCAAAAGAUUCUAUGACAGAAGGAGAGAAUCUGGAGGAAGAGGAAGAGGAGGAGGAAGGUGGAGCAGAGACAGAAGAACAGUCUGGAAAUGAAAGUGAAGUAAAUGAGCCAGAGGAAGAGGAGUGCUCAGACAACGACGAUGAGGAAGGUGAGGAAGAAGAAGAAGAGAAUACUGAUUACCUCACAGACUCCAAUAAGGAGAAUGAAACUGAUGAAGAGAACCCAGAAGUAAUGAUUAAAGGAGGAGGACUUAAACAUGUUCCUUGUGUGGAGGAUGCGGACUCAUUCAGCAUGGAUAAAAUGAUGCUAGAGAAUCUUCAGCAACGGAGUGGAGAAUCUGUUAAAGUACAUCAGCUGGAUGUUGCUAUUCCUCUGCAUCUCAAGAGUCAACUAAAGAAGGGUCCACCCUUGGGCGGUGGGGAAGGAGAAUCAGAGUCGGGAGACACAAUGCCAUUUGUCAUGUUAACUCGAAAAGGCAACAAACAACAGUUUAAGAUCCUAAAUGUGCCAAUGUCUUCCCAACUUGCUGCCAACCACUGGAAUCAACAACAGGCUGAGCAAGAGGAGAGAAUGAGAAUGAAAAAGCUCACUCUGGAUAUUAAUGAACGGCAAGAACAAGAGGACUAUCAAGAGAUGUUACAGUCUCUGGCACAGCGUCCAGCUCCAGCAAAUACUAAUCGUGAACGGCGGCCUCGUUACCAGCAUCCGAAGGGAGCACCUAAUGCAGAUCUAAUCUUUAAAACUGGUGGGAGGUAA